AUGCAGCUCAACGUGAUCGAUUUUCAGCAAGUCCUGCAGGAUCUGGACAAGGAUGCACCAGAUCUUCCGAUCCCGUCUAAUAAACCGUACAACUAUGAGAUAUGGCUGCCGUUGGUAUUGAAAUCUCGAGGAAUUCCUCUUUCCGAGCUUCAAGUUGUCUCUCUCUCGCGUGCGCGGAUCAAGAUACUGGUCGAGGCAGCUGCCGCAUCCAUUCAUACCCGUGUGCUCAACCGAUCCUACGCCGAAGAUCUCGAAGAUGAAGUCUAUCCUGCCUUCCAAGGGCUUAAAUUCCCCCCCGAAGGACUCUGGAUGCGCUUUGGGGCUUGUUCACCAAAGGACGGUGUCCAAAUAAAUCCUGGACAGCUGUCGAUUCAUUCCGUUGAAGAUAUUGUCCUCCGCAUUACCACAUCUUUGAGAACUUGGAGCGCCCUUACCAAUAUCCUUAAUAGUGAUGCUGAAGUGGGCUAUGUCUAUUUCCUUCCAUUCAACGCCGGAAUGAAGUCUGCAAGAGAGUAUCGCGUCUUUUGCGUUCCCAACUCGCUGGACAUAGCCGCCGUCAGCCAAUACGAAUGGCAUAAGCAAUGGAUCUUUGCUAAUGAAGACAGAGAUGUGAUGACAAGGGCGGCUCAAAGGAUAUUUAGGGGCACCCAGAAGGUCCAUGCAGAGAUUAUUGCAUUUAUGCACGCUCACGAGGAUAAUUCGCUGGAGAAUUUUAUUCGCAGUCAGGGUUUCACAUUCGAUGUUCUCUACGACGAAGUUACGGGCCAGUGUAUGUUGAUUGAGCUCAAUACGUUUGGUGUGAGGAGUGCAUGCGGCUCUUGUCUCUUUCAGUGGUUGAAGGAUCGUGCUGUGUUGUACGGAGAGACAGGUGAUGUCGAGUUUCGCGUGGCGAUGUGA
Trichoderma virens Gv29-8 is the source of this 897-nucleotide messenger RNA. RefSeq lists its product as uncharacterized. NCBI's taxonomy places the organism in Eukaryota, Fungi, Ascomycota, Sordariomycetes, Hypocreales, Hypocreaceae. The transcript is spliced from 2 exons. Bases 1 to 897 code for a protein of 298 amino acids. The record is from RefSeq and is a predicted model, not a curated record.